Triticum aestivum (bread wheat) is the source of this 880-nucleotide messenger RNA. Its product is annotated as early nodulin-55-2. Gene Ontology annotation, molecular function: electron transfer activity. The transcript is spliced from 2 exons. The record is from RefSeq and is a predicted model, not a curated record. Bases 99 to 713 code for a protein of 204 amino acids. Gene Ontology annotation, cellular component: plasma membrane. NCBI's taxonomy places the organism in Eukaryota, Viridiplantae, Streptophyta, Magnoliopsida, Poales, Poaceae.
AAACCAUGGCUCAGCUCUGCACAUCCACGUCGCGCCCGCAAACAGUGUAGUGAUCAGUCGCAAGCCAUACCCAGUGUUCACUAAAUUUUGAUCAAUCGAUGGCUCAGCUGUUCAGCUUCUUCUUCGUACUACUCAUCGCUGCUGCCGAGUCCGUGCAGGGCGCUGGCGCUGGUGUUGGGCUCGUUCCGCCGGUUCCAAUUGGUAAGAGGUACAUCGUCGGUGGCGCGGACGGGUGGCGCGUGCCGCCGAAGGAGAAUAAGGACAUGUACAUCAAGUGGGCCUCCAGCAUUCAGUUCUUUGUCGAGGACUCUAUUGAAUUCAUGUACAAGAACGACUCGGUCGGGAAGGUGAACAAGUACGCGUACUACCACUGCAACUGGACGACACUGGCCCCGACACCGCCCGUCAAGGACGGCAGCUCGCUCUUCCUCUUAGACGCCCCGGGGUUUGCCUACUUCGCGAGCGCCGACGUCAAGCACUGCAAGAAGGGCCAGCGCCUCAUGCUCAACGUCAAGGCCCUGCCAGCGCCGGUUCCGUCAACUGAUAUUUCAAGCCCUCCUAGCCCUGCUCCGCCUGCGAUUGCACCUGGACCGGCCCCUGGAGAGCCCGUAAUGGACAGCGGCACCGCAGUAGUGGCCUCGUCACAUGGGCGCGCCUUGAUGUUGGUGGUUUCUAGCACAACACUUGCAUUGAUGGGGACGAUUCGGGCCUGAAUGCGUGCGUGAGACACAAUGCGGCGUGGCAUUGUAGGUCGUCUAGUUCAGAUUCUUUAGCAUGGUUAAUUUCUUAGUUGCAGAUCGAGCCGUACGGUAUGAUAGUUAGAGAAUGUGUGCAGUUUGAGUUUCUUAUUGGUGAACACAAUAAAUAUUUUUCAAGACAA